This is a messenger RNA of Aspergillus steynii IBT 23096, 7343 nucleotides long. Its product is annotated as acetyl-CoA synthetase-like protein. Gene Ontology annotation, biological process: amino acid activation for nonribosomal peptide biosynthetic process; secondary metabolite biosynthetic process. NCBI's taxonomy places the organism in Eukaryota, Fungi, Ascomycota, Eurotiomycetes, Eurotiales, Aspergillaceae. The record is from RefSeq and is a predicted model, not a curated record. The transcript is spliced from 2 exons. Gene Ontology annotation, molecular function: phosphopantetheine binding; catalytic activity. Gene Ontology annotation, cellular component: cytoplasm. The coding region runs from base 1 to 7224 and encodes 2407 amino acids.
AUGGAACAGCCUCUCACUAGCCAAAGUACCUGUGCCCAGGUCGUGGAAAAAUCAGUCGAACAUCCUCUUGCAGCUGAAGAUUUCUGGAAGGAAUACCUGAAAGGAGUCGAUGCGCCGCACUUUCCCCAAUGUCCGGACUCGAGUCAAACAGUCUCAUCGAGUGAGACUCUAAAAAGGCCUUGUCAUAUCACAAAUCAACUCAACACCCGCGAAGCCUUUCAUUCAGCAAUUCUGUUGGCAUGGGCCCUCACCCUCUCGCAGUACACCGACUCCGAGGAAGUUGUCUUCGGCCUGGUUGCCUCGGGCCAGGAUGUUCUCGCUCGCGAUAUCGAGAACAAGAAGCUCCCUAUAACACCAUUUCGAACCCACAGUCGGCCGCAUGAGCUCGCGCAGGAUGCCCUGUCUCGGAUUCGAUUACAACAGGCGCAGAUUCUUCCAUAUCAGGAGGCAGGUUUGGAGACAAUUCGCGGUCUCAGCACGGAUACCGCGAAAGCGUGUCAGUUCCAAAACGUAUUAUCCAUCGUGUCUCAACAGGGUCCGGACGCAGGCGGUGGAUGUGACUCUUGCCUGAGACCAGUCGGGAACUACCCGUUGACGGUACUUUGCGAGAUGGACGGCCCAUGUUGCUUGGUGAUGGUUAAGGCAUUGUUUGACCCGCAAAUCAUCAUGACGGCUCAUACGCGCUGGGUACUCGAGCAAUUUACUCAUAACCUGCGCGGGAUCUUGUUGCACCAAGAGAAAACAUUAGGGGCUGUCAGCGAAGCCUGUCCUGAGCACCUGGGAAUUCUCAGUUCUUGGAAUUCGCAAGUUCCUGACAGAAUAGAGCAGGGUGUGCACGAACUAAUCUUGCAGAAUUGCGCCGCACGUCCAAACGCCACAGCGGUCUCUGCAUGGGACGGUGAACUUACUUACAAAGAGCUUGACGACUUGUCCUCCUCCCUAGCAACUCGCCUGCAGCAGCUCUCUGUUGGCCCUUCUUCCUACGUUCCAGUAUACUCGGAAAGAUCGAGGUAUGUUCUGGUUGCCAUACUGGCAAUCAUGAGAGCGGGAGGCGCUUUUCUCCUCCUUCCAGAUUCCCAACCACUCAGUCGAGUGAAAGAGCUAUGCAGAAGAGUCCAAGCCCAGGUUGUACUGGCCUCUUAUAGCUGUGAACAACGGCUAUCACAAUCGGGGUUGCCAGUGAUCACCCUAGACGGAGACAUUGGACAGGGCUUUGAAAAUGGGAGCCCUGUGUCCGUGUCAGUAAGCCCCGACGAUCCGGUGUAUAUUGUGUUUACAUCAGGGAGUACUGGUACCCCGAAAGGCGUGGUGAUGGGGCAUUCUGCGCUGGCCACAAACGCCGUCCGUUUAGCAAAAGAGUUGGGCUGCAACUUCAAGUCGCGCUGGCUGGCCUGCGCCUCCUUCGCCUUUGAUGUGAGCGUCAUGGAAUUGAUGUUUCCAUUGGUUCAGGGCGCCUGUGCCUGUGUGCCAGGAGAAUCCCAACUGUCCAACGACCUCGAACAGGCCAUCCAAGACUUUCAAACAGAUAUCAUAUCCUCGACCCCAUUGCGAAUGCGAAGCGUCAGCCCUGAGAAAGUUCCAAUGAUCCGGACGCUGAUGGUAGGAGGAGAGGGUCUGCUCCAGGACGACAUCAAGCAGUGGGCUCCUCACCUAAACUUUGUGCAAGCCUAUGGUCCAGCGGAGUGUUGCGUGGUGAGCAGUAAAACCACGGUGAAGUAUAACUCAGAACCGAGCAACCUGGGGAGUGGGAUAAACUGCAAUCUGUGGGUCAUCGACCAUCAAGAUCCCGGGAAACGGGUGCCGAUUGGGUGUCCGGGCGAGCUGCUCAUAGAAGGUCCCCUGGUUGGUCAGGGCUACCUGAAUGACCUGGAGAAAAGCGCUGCAAGCUUUGUGCAGCCGCCGGCCUGGCUGCAACAGAUGCGUGGUGAAAAGGCCAAAUGCUGCUACAGAACUGGAGAUAUAGUGGCAUAUAGUCCCAUAGGAGAUGGAUCGGUCAAGUUUAUUGGUCGGAAGGAUAACCAAAUAAAACUUAGAGGGCAGCGCAUGGAGCUGGGCGAGGUCGAGGCUCAUUUGCGCACCGCACUGCCGGACGCUUCAUCGGUCGUCGUCGAUAUCAUUAACCCGGAAAAUGCCGAUGACCAAAAGGCUCUCACAGCAUUUAUUCUGCAGAAGGCCGUCGUGACUGACUCCGACAAUGAUCUUUUCGCUCCUGUAGGGGACCCCAACUUUGCAUCGACAGCCAACAUUGCAAGCCAAUAUCUUCAGGCCCGCCUCCCUGCGUACAUGGUUCCUACUGUGUUUUUGCCUGUUAGACGAAUGCCUAGCACCACAUCCGAUAAAUUAGACCGACGUCUUCUCAGGCAGAGAGCGUCAAAUCUUCCGAGACGAACUCUUCAGGAAUACCGCACGCAAGCCAGCUCAAUCCAAAGACCCACAAAUAAGUCAGAGGAAAUCGUGCAGGAAAUGGUUGCGACAGUGCUGAAGCUAGAAGCAGCCAACAUCAGCAUGGAUGAUGACUUUUUCUACCUUGGAGCGGAUUCGAUGCAUGUCAUGCGUUUAGUCAAAUCGGCUCGAGAGAGAGACAUAACCCUCAUGUCUGCCGACGUGUUCCACUUCCCCCGAUUGAAAGAUAUCGCAGAGAGAAUGCAAUCUCGACUGGAGGGCCCAGAUAAGAUCGAAGAUGUGGCCCCAUUUUCUCUCAUAUCCAGUGCAACCCGGGAAGAAAUUGUCCAGACAUCCAUCGGCGCGAAUGACGGGGGAACUUCCGAGAUCGAGGACAUCUACCCCUGCACACCUUUCCAGGAGUCCCUUCUGGCGCUGUCCGCGACGAGAAAAGGCGCUGUCGCUGAACGGUUCUCUGUUGGACUACUAUCAGAUGUUUCGCUACCUCGGUUCCGCCAGGCCUGGGACUCGGUGGUUCAGGCGAAUCCGAUUCUGCGCACGACUUUCGCCACUGAUAGCGAAAACAAGACCUUCCAGCUGGUUCACUCCAAAGGACCGAGGUGGACAGAAGAUGGAUAUGUCAAACUCCCGGAAAUGGGACCAGGACAGUCAAUGAUAGCCUUUGGCUUGGAAACUGACCCAGAUAGCUCGACAUCUGGAAGCGUUCGCUUUGUGCUCGCCAUGCACCACGCUCUUUAUGAUGGGUGGUCCUAUUCUUCCCUUCUCGAUCAGAUUGAAGACGCCUAUUGCGGUCAUUCAACCCGAACUGCUCCGUUCAACCGGUUUGUUCAGCACGUAACAUCACUCGAUCCCGAUGUUGCCAACGGCUACUGGAAAAGCCAAAUGGCAGGCUAUGAUUCAAUGCCCUAUCCACCUCGCUCAUCAACGACAUCUGGUCAAUGUCCAAGCUCAUAUGUAGAGGAUCGCAUCGCUAUCCGCUCCAUCCAAGGAAUAACAAAGGCAUCUUUCAUCAAUGUAGGGUGGGCUAUGGUUCUGUCUCAGCUCACCGAUUGCGACGACAUCGUAUUUGGGUGCACGGCAACAGGGAGGGAUGUCCCGGUCGAGGACAUCGAAGUGCUCAAUGGACCAGUUGUGGCGGUUGUUCCUCUGCGCAUUCAACUUCGCCAGGACGAUAUCGCGAUAGACGCGUUGAAGCGGGCCCAACUACAGACAGCUGACAUGGCACAAUUUCAGCACUGGGGGACUCAGAACAUUCGAAAAGUCAGCCGCGAAACCGACGCAGCUUGUCAAUUCCAAAACCUUGUCGUCACCCACACUCCGGCCGAUGAUCGUGCGCAGUCUCAAGUUUUCACAACGGUUGGUGAUACAGACAAGGAUAACGCCGAGUUCUACACCCAGCCCCUUGUGCUUGUAUGCUUCCAAUUCUCCGAUCAUAUCGAUGCCCGCCUCCGAUUCGAUCCUGGAACUAUAACCCCAGGACAGGCCGAGGCCAUUCUGAACCAGUUCACACAUGUUCUUUUAUCCUUGCAGGCCAACCCCCACAAACGCCUAGCGGACCUUCCGUCAAUCACCCAACGCGACAUGGAGAAGCUCAGUGCCUGGAGCUCCCCGGGUCCGAUUCAAACAAAGCAGUGUGUUCAUCACCUCAUCGAGGAGAUAUCGCAGAAAAGUCCGGAACGUCCAGCAGUUUGCUCCUGGGACGGUUCGUUCACGUAUCGCGAUCUUGAUGAGCAGGCUUCACGGCUCGCCCGACAUCUGGCUGAGCAAAAUGUUGGCCCUGAAACCUUUGUCCCCAUUUGCCUGGAACGGUCUCGUUGGGUGGCAGUGGCUGUUCUUGGAGUUAUGAAAGCCGGGGGAGCGUUUGUUCUCCUGGAGCCUUCUCAGCCCAUGCAGCGGCUUCAUAGUAUAUGCACGCAACUUGAUGCCAAGGUCGCUAUAUCAUCGCGCCAAGGGGUCCCCAGUUGUUCAGCCUUACCAGCCUCGAUUGUCAGUAUUAGCAACGACGAGACUGAAUGGCAGUGCCAAACUGCCGUGGAAAAGAAGCCUGUGGUUCAAGCAGUGCCGAGUAACGCUUUAUAUGCCGUGUUCACCUCCGGAUCGACCGGGAAGCCAAAGGGGGUGGUGGUCCAGCAUUCAGCUUACAGCUCCUUGUUACAGCCCCUGCUAUCCCAGACGGGGAUUUCGAAAGAAACCCGGUAUCUUCACUUCUCGUCGUUUGCAUUUGAUGCUGCCAUAACAGAUCUACUGUCUCCCUUGGCCGCCGGGGGCUGUCUAUGCCUUCCUUCGACCAACGAACGGAGCAACGAUCUAGCUGGAGCAGCAAGGCGAAUGGGAACUUGCACGGUGGCCUUGACUCCAUCCAUUCUUCGAGAACUCGAUCCCGACGACUAUCCCACCCUUAAACUAGUCUUCAUUGGAGGGGAAGCCGCCUCGGCUUCGGAUAUAGCCAAAUGGAGUCAAAAGAAGCGUAUUGUCAAUGUCUAUGGCCCGGCUGAAUGCUCUGAUAUUUCCACGCUUCAGCCAGACAUGACGCCCCAGACUGGGGGUAAUGACAUUGGUCAUCCAUUGGCGAGUGAUUGCUGGGUUGUUCGACCAUCAAAACCCAACCAACUCAUGCCAAUCGGAUUCGUGGGCGAGCUGCUCAUCGGUGGACCAAAGCUCAGCCGGGGCUACUUGAAUAACCCCGAAGAGACUGCCCGGGCAUUCAUCAACGACCCUCCUUCAUGGCUACAUUCCUUCCGGGACCCAGCCACUUCGCCCAUGAGACUUUACAAAACCGGGGACCUGGUUUGGUAUCAUACCGAUGGCUCUCUCCGCUUUGUCGGCCGGAAGGACACUCAGAUUAAGCUCCGCGGACAGCGUAUUGAGCCUGGUGAGAUUGAAGCUGCUAUCCACAGAUUGCUGCCAGUUGGGUCUCACGUUGCCGUGGAUGUGAUCACAAGGGGACAGGGCCGAUCUACUGCAGCACUUGCGGCUUUCAUUGCAAUACCACCUGCUGUCGAUGAAGAAGCCUUAGAACCGUCGUCAGCGGAGGAAAAUCUGUUCGUCAUGCCUAAUCCCUUGCUUCAAGGCACCCUGGCUCGGAUAAACCAGACAUUAGCCCGGGAAUUACCCAAGUUCAUGGUCCCAGCAAGAUACUUUCUGUUGGACCAAAUGCCCCUGACGGUCUCGGAGAAGCUGGAUCGUCGUUUGCUGAAACAGCGGGCACAGGCUCUUUCCGAGGAAGAGCUGCGCAGGUUGACCACCAACACCCCAUCCACUACGAGACGACUUCCUGCCAAUAUAUCAGAGGAACUGCUCUUCCGGGCAUGUGCCAAAGUACUCGGUCGGAGUGCCGAUUCCAUUGGACUCGACGAUUCAUUCUUCGAUCUUGGGGGUGACUCUAUCCUUGCCAUCAGCUUCACACAAGAAGCCCGGAAGCACGGCCUUAGGUUCAAGGUGUUUGAUAUCUUCAGGCUGCCCAAGCUGUCCGACCUUGCGUCCAACGCGACCCUCUAUCAUAAUGUUAAGAUGUCGAUCGGCAGCUCAUCAUACUUUGGGUUCUCAAAUGAACAGGACCUGCGCCACGCGGUUUCUGGACCUCAGGUUCCCCUCGAUAAAAUCUCCAAGCUCCUUGCUGCUACAGAAGCCCAGGUCGCAGGGCUUCAUGAUCCGCUUCAUCAUCUGAACUUCCACAUCACUGGUCCGCUAGACUCAAGCCGAUUAGAGACGGCUUGCCAAAAGCUGGUUGACCGGCACGAAAUCCUACGGGUGGUAUUCCAGCGAGUUCACGACCAAGUGUCCCAGGUGAUACUGAGAAGCAUCGAUGCGCCCGUUCGUCGGCUAGACUGUCGAACAGGUUCAUUGGCAGAGUGCGUGUCCAGUGUCUGUAGCGAAGACGAUCUCCCGCUGCCUGCAUUCGGUGCUCCGAUCACCAAGUUCACGCUCGUCCAUGGGCCCUCCGAUGAACAAGUCCUCAUCAUCCGGCUCUCUCCUGCCCAAUACGCUGGAAAUUCAUUCCCCCUUCUGACAAAGGAGUUGAAGACAUUCUAUGAAAACGACGAACUCCCGGCACCCGUCCCGUUCUCCGGCCUCGUUGAUCACUGGUUCCGGCAGAGGAGCAACCCAGACGCUCUUCGAUUUUGGAAAACCCGUCUUCAGGGUGCCAAGAUGACCUUGCUCCCCGAGCAGACCUCGCAGAUCGAUGGUCAUGGACGGGAGAGCGAAAAGUUUGUUACAUCCGAGGAGUAUGCGCGAGCUCUUCCCAUUGAGGAUGUUACUCUGGCCACAAUCGUCAAGGCUGCCUGGAUCAUUGUCCUGGGUUCUCGGACCCGGGAAACAGACCUCACUUUUGGAGUGGUCUGUAGCGGUCGCGAUGGAAAACACUCCGACGUCCUCGGCUGCUGCAGGAAUCUGCUUCCGCACCGGACCAUCGUCGAUCGGGACUGGACAGUCCGAGAGCUUCUCUCAAUCGUACAGAAAUGGGCCGUAGAAUCCAUACCCUUCGACUACUUGCAAAUGGCGGAUAUUGCUGAGGGUCAAGAACAGUUUGGUAGCGUCCUGUAUGUCCAGGAUACUAAGCCCAACCAUGAAAUUGAUAUCGAUGGCAUGGUCUGUAGAGCUGAGCAGCUGGCUCCACCGCCAACGAGACCUUAUCUGACUGUGGAAGUCAUACCGCACGAGUCUCACCUGUUGUCUCUCAGACUAACGGCGCCAGAGAAUGUUUUGACAAAACAGAGGAGCCAGGCGAUGAUCGGGGAGCUUGCAAAAACACUCAAGGCGUUGAGAUCUUCGCUAGGCCAACGACUCAGUGAGUUUGAUUUAUCGGUCAGCGAACACUAGCCUUGGUAAAUCGAUCGAGGCGUUGGUAUUUGGCACUCUUCAUCAUUAUAUCGUCUUCUAUAUUAUGAUUCAGAGAAAAUCUAUGUUCUUCAAUUCCCAGCUUAGAAUUAGAGGGUGUU